CAGUCCGUUAGUCAGUAUAUUUGUAGACCGAAAAAUCGAUAGUGUAUCAUUUAGGCGUUAACAGCUUGCCACUGCUCCCCCAGUUGGAUCAGGAUCAGGAUCAGGAUGGAGAGGCGAAGACCCCGCAAGUCCUCGCGCCAAUACGUGCGCUCCAAGUCGAAUCCCUCCGUUGGCGGCGGAGGGGGAGGACUAGCAGAAGCCAACGGCCAGCCAGACGGUAAUAAAGCCUCCACCAUCACAUCCCUUCUGGGCGGCAGACUGCAGAGGGUAUCCCGCAUCGCCAGAGCUCCGCACAGCCUGCAAGUGACCGAGAAUCCAGAAGAAGGUGCGCCAGCAUUCGUGCCCGAUAGGGAAUCCGGCGCAUCGGAUGUGUCCGGUGUGAAUCCGGGCGUUAUGGUCAUUCCGGAGGCGGCCAGUCCCCGGGGAUCGGCGGUGCAUGGAGCACACGUUAGCCUGGUGUUCAGCACCACGGCCAGGGACUCGGAAAGUCCGCGCAUAUCGGAGGAAGUGACCGAGGUGUUCCGCACCUCCUCGCGCACCCCAUCCAAUACACCCACUGGGGGCAAUCUGCGCUUUGACUCCACGCCCGUUGGUCUGAACGACGGCGGGGCUGGCAACAUAAACUUCGCGCCGCAAUCCGUCUUCGAUCAGCACAGGUAUAGCAGCAUGAUAUCCAGCGAUGACAGCGUGGACAACCGAGGACAGAGCGGUCAGAGCGGUCAGAGCAUGGGAGCCUGCCGCCAUGGCUGGCAACAACAUCCGAGCGCCGCUGGACCGGGGGGCAGGGACACCCUGGGAUUCGCCAUCAAUCUGGGCACCACCACUUUGGGCCACGAGCGCUGCAGCCUGGGCGUGGCAUGCGACGAGGACUGUGGCUAUGGAACUGGCUGUGAUGCCGCCUGCGGCAUGGCCCAUGGCGUUGAUCCCGGCAGCUUUGUAUAUCCGGGCACGCUGGGCAAUGCACCUUUAGUAUUGGCACCCCCAUCCGGAGGCCCACCUGUACAUGGUGGGGGCUAUAAGCCAGUGGGCGCCGCCCAGCGUGGAUCCUUUGGAACGGAUUUCGGGAGCGAUCAGCUGAACUUCUUCAUUACCUUCCUGCUGGAGGUGCUCGGGGUGCUAGUUUUCUUUGCCAUCUGUACGAUCACAUUUUGGAUUACACUGGGCUACCACGUCGUCCAGUUGCUGGUGGACCUCAAGAACGCCGAUCGCAACGUUCAGGUGGCGGUGGCCAUUGUGUUCGGCCUGCUGCUGGUCGCGUUUGCCAUUUCGCAGGUGACCAACCUCAGUGGCUCCUGCUGCCACUCACGGGAUCGUGCCCGUUCCAGGGCCAAGGGUGGUGGUGGCAUUGGCUUCUUCCACAGGUCCAGCAAGUCCAAGGCCAAGACCAAGAGCUGCGCCUCCAAGACCAGGAGCUGUGCCCACAAGCCGAAGAUCAAGAAGGCAGCCAGUUGUGGACCCAGCCUGGGCGUCCAGUCGCACCGCAAGAUGCGUUACACGGAUUGCGAGGGACGGGCAAUUUUCCUGAGCUCCAGACGCUAUGCUAUACCCACUGAGAUGAAACAGCCGCCCACCAUUGUGCUCUGGAUGCGCGAUGCGCUGGCUCGCAUGAUGCAGUAACCACCGAGGACUCACGGCCCCACGUUGGGCGCCAAUAAGCAUGCAACUGACUUGAGACUGACAGGCGAGAGCUACACAUAUGUAUUGUCUGGACACACGAACCAUUCGACAAUUGGCAACAAAUUUCAAUUUGAAUAAACUUUAACUUAAUUAAUUUGCAGAAA
This is a messenger RNA of Drosophila teissieri, 1781 nucleotides long. RefSeq lists its product as uncharacterized. Bases 106 to 1617 code for a protein of 503 amino acids. The transcript is spliced from 2 exons. The record is from RefSeq and is a predicted model, not a curated record. Lineage: Eukaryota; Metazoa; Arthropoda; Insecta; Diptera; Drosophilidae.